AAUCGGGCAUCCUCACUCCCAUUGCCUCUCUCUUUUUGAGUCUUCGUCUUCGUUUUUUGAAAAGUCUUUUAUAUUUAGAUCUAUACUAGAGAAUACAGUAAUCCAACAAUGGCGGAGACAGAGACGUUUGCUUUCCAAGCAGAGAUCAACCAGUUGCUGAGCUUGAUCAUCAACACCUUCUACAGCAACAAAGAGAUCUUUCUUCGAGAGCUUAUCAGCAAUGCCUCCGAUGCUCUGGACAAAAUUAGAUUUGAGAGCUUGACAGACAAAAGCAAGCUUGAUGCUCAACCGGAGCUCUUUAUUCACAUUAUUCCUGACAAAACCAACAACACAUUGUCUAUCAUUGACAGUGGGAUUGGUAUGACUAAGGCUGAUUUGGUAAACAAUCUUGGUACCAUCGCAAGGUCUGGAACUAAAGAGUUUAUGGAGGCAUUGGCUGCUGGAGCUGAUGUGAGCAUGAUUGGACAGUUUGGUGUUGGUUUCUACUCAGCAUACUUGGUUGCUGAGAAGGUUAUUGUGACAACCAAGCACAAUGAUGAUGAGCAGUACGUAUGGGAGUCACAGGCUGGUGGGUCAUUCACUGUUACAAGAGAUGCCUCUGGCGAGAAUCUCGGGAGGGGUACAAAGAUUACCCUUUUCCUUAAGGAGGACCAGCUUGAAUACCUUGAGGAGCGCCGUCUCAAGGAUCUGAUCAAGAAGCACUCUGAGUUUAUCAGCUACCCGAUUUCUCUCUGGAUUGAAAAGACUACUGAGAAGGAAAUUUCUGAUGAUGAAGAUGAGGAAGAGAAGAAGGAUGAGGAAGGUAAGGUUGAGGAGGUUGAUGAAGAGAAGGAGAAGGAAGAGAAGAAAAAGAAGAAGAUCAAGGAGGUGUCUCAUGAAUGGUCUUUGGUUAACAAGCAGAAGCCCAUCUGGAUGAGAAAGACUGAAGAGAUCACUAAGGAAGAGUAUGCUGCUUUUUACAAGAGUCUUACUAAUGAUUGGGAGGAACACUUGGCUGUCAAGCACUUCUCAGUUGAGGGCCAACUUGAAUUCAAGGCCAUUCUCUUUGUUCCAAAGAGAGCUCCUUUUGAUCUCUUUGACACAAGGAAGAAGCCCAACAACAUUAAGCUCUAUGUCCGCCGAGUCUUUAUCAUGGAUAAUUGUGAAGAGCUAAUUCCUGAGUAUCUUGGAUUUGUAAAGGGUAUUGUUGAUUCUGAGGAUCUUCCUUUGAACAUUUCAAGAGAGAUGUUGCAGCAGAACAAGAUUCUCAAAGUUAUCCGCAAGAACUUAGUGAAGAAGUGCAUUGAGCUUUUCUUUGAGAUUGCUGAGAACAAGGAAGAUUAUAACAAAUUCUAUGAGUCAUUCUCUAAGAAUCUCAAGUUGGGUAUCCAUGAGGACUCCACUAACAAGACAAAGCUUGCUGAGCUGCUCCGAUACCACUCCACCAAGAGUGGCGAUGAAUUGACGAGUCUCAAGGACUAUGUCACUAGAAUGAAGGAAGGUCAGAGUGAUAUCUAUUACAUUACUGGUGAGAGCAAGAAGGCUGUUGAGAACUCCCCAUUCCUUGAGAAGCUGAAGAAGAAGGGAUAUGAAGUCCUUUUCAUGGUUGAUGCUAUUGAUGAGUAUGCAGUUGGUCAGCUCAAGGAGUUUGAGGGGAAGAAGCUUGUCUCUGCAACCAAGGAGGGUUUGAAAAUUGAUGAGAGUGAAGAUGAAAAGAAAAGGAAGGAAGAACAGAAAGAGAAAUUUGAGGGUCUUUGCAAGGUUAUCAAGGAUGUACUGGGAGACAGGGUAGAGAAGGUUGUAGUUUCAGACCGCGUGGUUGAUUCUCCUUGCUGUUUGGUCACAGGGGAAUAUGGGUGGACUGCUAACAUGGAAAGAAUUAUGAGAGCUCAAGCUUUGAGGGAUAAUAGCAUGGCUGGAUACAUGUCAAGCAAGAAGACAAUGGAGAUCAACCCUGAGAAUCCUAUCAUGGAGGAGUUAAGGAAGAGAGCUGAUGCUGACAAGAACGAUAAGUCAGUGAAGGAUCUUGUCCUGCUGCUAUUUGAGACUGCUCUUCUUACCUCAGGGUUCAGCCUUGAUGAUCCCAACACUUUCGGCAACAGAAUCCAUAGGAUGUUGAAACUUGGACUGAGCAUUGAUGAGGAUGCUGGUGAAGGAGAUGCUGACAUGCCUGCACUUGAGGAUGCUGAUGUUGAUGCUGAAGGAUCCAAGAUGGAGGAAGUUGAUUAAGCAAGUUAUCUGAUAAGAACUUUUUAACAUUAUCUUCGGUGGUUCCUCUUUUAUUUUUUGUUUUUGUUUUUUGUUUUUUUUAACUUUAUUAUUAUAAUAUGUUAUAAUUGCGGUACUGUUUUAGUGGUUGGGUAUUUUGGAUAGUUUUGGUGGAACUGCCUUGGAUGGAAAACAUUAUAGCUCUUUUUUCAUUUAUCUAGUAAGGGUUCAAACGACUUUGAGUUGCUUAGCUGGUGGCUGGUGCAUAAGCCUGCUACUUCAAGGCUGUAACCAAAACUUGUUUAA
Molecule: messenger RNA, 2493 nt
Organism: Jatropha curcas
Lineage: Eukaryota; Viridiplantae; Streptophyta; Magnoliopsida; Malpighiales; Euphorbiaceae
Source: RefSeq, a predicted model, not a curated record